AUGGGGGCCACCGAGGAGCUAGUGCCCCUCGUGACAGUCUAUGGGCAGGAAGCAAUUCCAGAGAUGGCAGCUGAGGCAACUCCGGCACUUGCUAAGGCUGACAAGAAACCCACAGGAGGAGUCAAGACUGAGGAGAACAGUCAUAUUAAUUCGAAGGUGGUGGGACGAGAUGGUUCUGCGGUGAGGUUUAGGAGACAUACACAACUUAGUAAACCAAUGAAAGCCUUUUGUGAACAACAGGGUCUGUCAAUGAGGCAGAGCAGUUUCCGGUUUGAUGGGCAGCCAAUCAACGAAACAGACACACCUGCACAGUUGGAAAUGGAGGAUGACGGUACGAUUGAUAUGUUCCAGCAGCAGAGGGGAGAGGUCUACUGA
This is a messenger RNA of Rattus norvegicus (Norway rat), 375 nucleotides long. The record is from RefSeq and is a predicted model, not a curated record. Lineage: Eukaryota; Metazoa; Chordata; Mammalia; Rodentia; Muridae.